Messenger RNA from Nakaseomyces glabratus, 1017 nucleotides. It is a transcript of the gene DRE2, whose product is annotated as electron carrier DRE2. The record is from RefSeq and is a predicted model, not a curated record. Lineage: Eukaryota; Fungi; Ascomycota; Saccharomycetes; Saccharomycetales; Saccharomycetaceae. Gene Ontology annotation, molecular function: iron-sulfur cluster binding. Gene Ontology annotation, biological process: iron-sulfur cluster assembly. Gene Ontology annotation, cellular component: cytoplasm.
AUGGCAAAGUCCGGUUUAUUAUUGAUUCAUCCAGCUAUCACUACUACUCCUGAGGAGGUGGAGAAGGCUAAGGCGGAUGCUGUAGCUGCUGAUGUUAAGAUCGCCAACCAGUUCCUGAUCAACAAAGUUAAUGAGGGCAGUGUUAAGUUGCAGAAGGGCAUUUAUGAUGUUAUUUACUACUUGACACCUGAGGCACCUGAUGCGAUUCUUUUCCCCAAGAAACUAAUAGGUGCUCUGAAUGAAGCCUUGAAAGUUGGUGGUGUGUUGUAUGGUCUGAGCGAUAAGUAUAAGAUCGAUGCGCUGGUGAACGACUUUGAUAUCGUUAGUGACAGUGGCAAGUACCACUGGGUUAAAAAGGUGAAUAUGGCCGUGAAGGCCGAGCCAGUUGCAGUUCCGUUAAAGAAGUCUGAGAAAUCUGAGCCAUCCAAGACAUUGCCAUCAUUCAAGAAAGCAGGUGAAAGCAAGCUACCAAGCUUCAAGAAGGCCGCAAACAAACCCUUGCCAACUUUCAAGAAGAAAGUUGAAGAGGCCAAGCCAAAGGUUGAAGCUAGAGUACACAAGGCUGAAAACGAUGACGAUGAACUGGAAGAUGAGGAGGAUGAAAACUUGUUCGAUGCUUCCAGAAGCAAGUACUUUGACGAAGAUGACUCAGAGUCCUUGGAUGAAGAUGAUUUACUAAAUGAGGAAGAUGCAAAGAACAUUGGAGGUAUCACUAUGAUUACCUGUGGUAAGAGCAAGACCAAGAAGAAGAAGGCUUGUAAAGAUUGUAGCUGUGGUAUCAAAGAGGAAGAAGAGGCCGAAAUCGAUAACAUUCGGAGUCAGCAGGACACUGUUGUUAAGUUUACUGAAGAUGAAUUAACAGAAAUCGAUUUCACAAUCGACGGUAAGAAAGUUGGUGGCUGUGGCUCAUGCUCUUUAGGUGAUGCUUUCAGAUGUACAGGUUGUCCAUACCUAGGUCUUCCAGCAUUCAAACCAGGUGAGCCUAUCAAUUUGGAUAGCAUCACUGAUGAUUUGUAA